Oncorhynchus gorbuscha (pink salmon) is the source of this 2785-nucleotide messenger RNA. RefSeq names its product retinoic acid receptor gamma-A-like. The coding region runs from base 490 to 1947 and encodes 485 amino acids. The record is from RefSeq and is a predicted model, not a curated record. Gene Ontology annotation, molecular function: zinc ion binding; nuclear receptor activity; nuclear glucocorticoid receptor binding. Gene Ontology annotation, cellular component: nucleus; transcription regulator complex. Gene Ontology annotation, biological process: retinoic acid receptor signaling pathway; cellular response to corticotropin-releasing hormone stimulus; regulation of transcription by RNA polymerase II. Lineage: Eukaryota; Metazoa; Chordata; Actinopteri; Salmoniformes; Salmonidae. The transcript is spliced from 8 exons.
UGUGUGAGAGGCCCAGAGAGCUAAGGAGAGGGGGGUGUUUAGAUCAGUUACAACUCCCAGUGAGAAUCACCCAGACAGUGGAGAGGGUGACUGAGGACUGUGUGUGAGAGUGGGAAAUAGUCUGGAGCUCAAGAGAAGAGAGAAAGAGAAGAAAGACAAAAGGGAAAAAAGCUGUUCAACUCCAAGACCAAUACACAGAGAGAAGCCAGUCAAGGACUGUAUCAGAGUGGAACCAAGCAGAGGUUGAGACAGACGCACAGCACCUGGAGAAGGUUCACCCCGACUGAAAGUGACAGAGGUCCACUAUUACAACAACCACAAGCCUGGAACGCCAGUCCUGCUCUGAGCUGCUCUUGUUUUUCUCUGGGUGGAAAUUCCUCUGAGACGUCACUGCUAGCUAAGCUCAGCUGAACAACCACAGCAGAAGAGGACUCUGGUGUUGUUGUGGUUGUUGGACAAAAUAGUGUGUGUGGAGCUAGAGAGAGGAACAUGUUUGACUGUAUGGAGGCUCUAGGGAUGGCCCCUCGGCCGCUCUUCGACGUGUCCACUCAGGGGGCUUGUAUGCUGGGCAAGGCCACCCCCUUCUUCCCUGGUCUGGACCCCUUUGCCUGGGGUGGGACAGCCAGUGUUCAGUCAGUAGAGACCCAGAGCACCAGCUCUGAGGAGAUGGUGCCCAGUUCACCCUCUCCGCCCCCUCCUCCCCGCAUCUACAAGCCUUGCUUCGUGUGCCAGGACAAGUCCUCUGGAUACCACUAUGGGGUCAGCUCAUGUGAGGGCUGCAAGGGAUUCUUCCGGCGCAGUAUUCAGAAGAACAUGGUGUAUACCUGCCACCGAGACAAGAACUGUCAGAUCAACAAGGUGACCCGUAACCGCUGUCAGUACUGCCGGCUGCAGAAGUGCUUUGAGGUCGGCAUGUCCAAAGAAGCGGUGCGUAAUGACAGGAACAAGAAGAAGAAAGAUGUGAAGGAGGAGGUGGUGUUGCCGGAGAGCUAUGAGCUCAGUGGAGAACUGGAGGAGCUAGUCAACAAAGUCAGCAAGGCCCACAAAGACACCUUCCCCUCACUCGUCCAGCUGGGCAAAUAUACUACAAACUCCAGUGCAGACCACCGUGUGCAGUUGGAUCUGGGGCUGUGGGAUAAGUUCAGUGAACUUUCCACCAAGUGCAUCAUCAAAAUAGUGGAGUUUGCCAAGCGCCUGCCAGGCUUCACCACCCUCACCAUCGCUGACCAGAUCACACUUCUCAAAUCAGCCUGUCUGGACAUACUGAUGCUGAGGAUCUGCACUCGCUACACUCCGGAGCAGGACACAAUGACCUUCUCAGACGGGCUGACCCUGAACCGGACCCAGAUGCAUAACGCAGGCUUCGGCCCGCUCACAGAACUGGUGUUUGCCUUUGCUGGCCAGCUGCUGCCUCUGGAGAUGGACGACACAGAGACUGGCCUCCUCAGUGCCAUCUGCCUCAUCUGUGGAGAUCGUAUGGACUUGGAGGAGCCCCAGAAGGUAGACAAGCUGCAGGAGCCCCUCCUGGAGGCCCUAAAGAUCUACGCCCGCCGCAGACGCCCCAACAAGCCACAUUUGUUCCCCCGUAUGCUGAUGAAGGUCACGGAUCUCAGGGGCAUCAGCACCAAGGGUGCAGAGAGGGCCAUCACUCUGAAGAUGGAGAUCCCAGGCCCCAUGCCUCCUCUGAUCAGGGAGAUGCUGGAGAACCCUGAAGCCUUUGAGGACAGCAGCGACUCUGGGGACAGCGCCUCCGCCGCCGCCCCCCCCGCCAUCCAGGCCAUCAAGAAAGAGAGAGAGGAGGAGAAGAGCCUGGAGGAGGAAGAUGAGGAGGACGAAUGGGGGGAUGAAGAUAGGGAGAGAGGGGCGGACAGCGAUGGGGAGCCUUGGGGGGAGGCUGCAGUGGCAGCAGGGGGGUCCCAGAAAGGAGCGACUGGGAGAGCCCAGUGAGAGACAUAGUGAUGCACUCUGACCCACACACAUCACCUCCUGCUCCACCACCCUCAGACAGACCAACACUCCCUGUCCUAGCACACCAUCAACUCCCUACAUGAUCAGCCCAUCCUGUAACAAGGGUCUUUGCCAAGACGUAGCAUUCACCUCUGUUGUUACACUACCCCCCCCCCCCCCCCCAUACAUUUACAAAUAUACACACAUACACAUACAUACUGUAUACCCAUAAUAAUUCCCUCUUUUCUCUAGAUAGACAGAGAAGUAAAGGCAGUAUAUGUGUUGAACCUACUCUGACACUCCCUGGUGAAACGGGCCCUUUCUAUAGGAAAAAGUGGAACACGUAGUCCGGGAGAAGAGGGAGAAAAACAAGCACUAAAUGUCACUGAGUUGGGUCAAGGGUCACGAGAGAUCACUGUGCCAACCAUAACACUGACCAUUAUGUUACUUUACAACGCUGUCGCCAAACAAACAGAAACGCAAGGAGGGGCAGCAGCUCCGAGAGGUGGUCUAUAGGAAAUGCACUCCCCCACUUUCCUUAACGGCUAGGAUAAGUGCAAGAGCAAUGACGAAACGACAUCUGCAACAACCAAACUCUUAAUGUGGAAACCAUUGCCACACAUGCCUUUGAAAAUAAUUUCCAGUGACAAUUGACCUUUAUUCUUCUAUUGUAUGACUUUCCAAAAGAAAACGUAUACAUUCAUAUUUCAUCAUAUUGUAUAUUCAUGUGUAUUACUAUGCAUUUUUCUAUUUUAUUGUUGUUUUGUAUGUUUGGGCUUCAGUCGUGCUCAUGUUUGAUGAGCCAUCUCAAACUAGCGAUAGAUUCUCAAUCUGGCAA